AGGAAAAGUGUUGAGCAGCGGCCGAGUGCCAGCACUUGCCAUCGUGCAUCGUGGGGAAAAACCAAAUUAUUUUAUUUCAGAUCGUCCUAAACUUGGAAAUCCCUCCAAAUUCGAUAACGAGCUGACGCUUAUUAUUUUAUUAGUGUACCGAACAGCGCUCACGAUGAAAAAAGUGCUAUUGACGAAAACUCUGCACAACCGACCAGUCGUCGCAGGCGGAUCGGAUCUUUUGUUGGCCAAGCCAGUCGGUUCUCUGCGUUUAAUAUCAAUACCAGCGCCACAGAACGCCAACACCUACAUCCAGCGAAAGUCCUUCAAGUCUGUUUACGAGGAAAUCUUCAAACUAGUCAUGCGAAUUCCCGAUAAAGCCCUCACCCAACGCGUAAUCGACGCGAUAAACGGGGGCAAUAAUAGCGAUACGAUCACUAUCUCGCAUCAAGAUAAACAAUGUUCCUGUGGAGUACAAAAAGUCGACGCCUCCUCGCAAACAGAAUGGGACACAGAAAACAGGACCUCGGGGUCGGAUAUCACGGUCAUAAAUGAGGAAUCGUCCGAAGCCAAUGGGAAUACUAAUAGCCACAUGGCCAGUCCAAGUUCCACGCCUUUAGAACCAACUUUAGAACCGACCAAAGUUCCUAAAAAGCGCGGAAGAAAGCGAAACACCUGCGUGCCAAAGGUGGUCAAGCGAUCAGCGGCUGAAAUGGCGCUCCAGGAGCGCGAGGAGAAGCAGCUCACACCCGUCAUCACAAAAAAGAAGAAAAAGGAGGUUAAUCAUGCCCCAAAUUAUGAAGGAAAUCGCUGCACAAAAGAAACCCCUCAGCGCAGAAACUCCAACAUGUCGGAUAUAUCGAUCAGCUCGGUUCAGCUGAAUCAGUACCUGGUAGAGGACUAUAUAAGCGGAAACUGCAACUCGGAUCAGCUCAGCCUGGUGGAUGACUAUACAAACGAAGACAGCAAGAAGCGGAUUCUACGCAUAAUGGCCAACGAAUUCAAAAAGUCGAACAUAAUGUCCGCAGAAGGAUUGCUACCCAUCCACGAGAAAUUACUGCACGGAGAUAUUUGCGGCGUAAAGCGUCAGAUAUUCGUGUGCUGCCACGCGAACUUGGACAUCAAUGACCUACUAACCACAGAUGGCGAGGACUGUUUGGAACUUGCGCUGACGAACGACACGGACCCCGAAAUUAUAUCGCUCAUCCUGGACGCUCGCUUGUUGACACAUCACAUCUACGAGAACUCGAAUACAGCUCUCCAUCUGGCGGUGAUAAACAAUAUAAAUAUCGAGUCCGUUAGACUACUGAUGCGUAGAAUCGAUUUGAACAGUCUUCUGCUAACCAAUGAUGAUGGUUACACUGUAUUGCACCUGGCAGUGCGUAAUAACCAGUUCCUCGUUGCCGAGGCUAUCCUUGAUGCUAUAGACGACCGAGAGUUGGGGGAAACGGUGUACAGGCGAACCCAGGAGGCUGCUAAUGCGAAUGAGAGGGACGAAAAGGGCUUUGCCAAGUACUAUGAUCGUGCCUGUGAACGGCUGGAGCUGAGUAAGCAGUCGCUGAAGAACCGUACACAUAAACGGAAUGUUAUCAAUGCAUCUGAGGCGAGGGGCGGAAACCCGCCGCUUUUCUACGCCGUGGAAGGGGAGCAGGAACACUUGUGCUAUUUCCUGCUGGCGCAUUUGGCCGAUCCCGACGAAGAGAACUUAAGCGGGCAUUCCCCGAAAUCGUACCACUAUGAGUACGCUCGCACAUUGCGCAUUAACCUGAAGGUGGCGCGCGUCAUGGAGAAAGUAAUUAGCAUAUUGAAUUCUUGACAUUAAUUGUGUAUUUUGUAAAUAUAUUUA
Drosophila erecta is the source of this 1834-nucleotide messenger RNA. RefSeq lists its product as uncharacterized. NCBI's taxonomy places the organism in Eukaryota, Metazoa, Arthropoda, Insecta, Diptera, Drosophilidae. The transcript is spliced from 4 exons. Gene Ontology annotation, molecular function: protein binding. The record is from RefSeq and is a predicted model, not a curated record. Gene Ontology annotation, biological process: protein localization to ciliary inversin compartment. Gene Ontology annotation, cellular component: ciliary inversin compartment. Bases 164 to 1804 code for a protein of 546 amino acids.